GUCACGGCUUUACUUCCGGGUGGAUGCAGCUGGAAGACAGUUGUGUUGUUGGUGUCACAGGUGGAUAUGUCAGUAGUUGAAGUAAAAAUGUGUUCAGCUUUGAGACAUUUUAUAAACGUGAGAUUAACUGCUGCUGCUGAAGAAAUAUUCUCAGAGUUUGAGAAAACCAUCGUCCGGUACGAGGAGGAGAUCGACCGUCAGCGCAGACUGCUGGAUAACAUCUGGAAACCACAGAUAACACAACACACAGCAGACGUCCCACGGCAGCAUGUCUGUAAGGAGGAGGAGGUUCUCGCUGAACAGCAUCACUGUAACCAAAAUAGGAACUUCAGUUGGGACCAGGAGGACUCAGAGUCUCCACUAUUUAAAGAAGAACAGACAGAACUCUGCACCAGUCUUGACCAGGUGGAACCAGAACCUUUACAAAUUGAAGAGGAACAUGAGGAACUCUGCAGCAGUCACAAAGUAGAGCAGCUUGUAGUGAAGCUGGAGACUGAUGUCUGUAUGGUGAUUCCUACUUGCGAGGAAAGUAACGACAGUGAACCAGAACCAAGCAGUUACCAGGUUCUCCCCCACACCUCCUCUGUAGGUGAGGGCACAGAUCAGACAGGAAGCAAAUGUGUAAAAUCAGCAUCAGUUAGAACUGUAGAGCUGAAGCCAAAGAAUGGACAUGACAGCAACAGCAGUCACAGUAACAGUGUGGACAACUCCCCCAUAUCAGAAAGUCACUGUGAUACUGACAAAGAGAAAAAGUCUGUAAAAUGUGAAGUUUGUGGAAAAGGCUUUAAGUACAGGUCAGAAAUGAAGAAACACCACAGAACCCACACAGGUGAGAAACCGUACCUUUGUAACACUUGUGGAAAAAGAUUUUCUGCAUCAUCUGCAUUUAAAAAGCAUAAACUGAUACACACGGCUGAAAAACCGUAUGCGUGUAACUAUUGUGGAAAAGGUUUUACUGACUCGACAGCAUUUAAAAAACAUACAGCAAUCCACACAGGUGAGACACCGUAUUCUUGCAAAAUAUGUGGUAAAUUCGUCUCAAGUAAUGCGAUUUUGCUGGCCCACAUAAGAACCCACACAGGGGAGAAGCCUUAUGUUUGCAAAGCCUGCAGAAAAAGGUUCAAUUCCAUGUCAGCACUUAAAACACACAUGAGAAUCCACACAGGUGAGAAGCCGUACCUUUGUAACAUGUGUGGGAAAAGAUUUUCUGACUCAUCAGCAUUUAAAAGGCAUACCUUAAUCCACACAGGUGAGAAGCCUUAUUCUUGUAAAACAUGUGAGAAAACCUUUAGACACAAAUGCCAUUUAACAGCUCACAUGAGAACGCACACAGGUGAAAAGCCUUUCCCCUGUGAGACCUGUGGGGAAAGAUUUCAGUAUGCAACAACACUAAAAAAUCACAUAAGAACUCACACAGAUGAGAAGUCACAAUGCUGAGAUAUGAGCUUGAUAAAAGGUUAAAAAAAAGGUAGGUCUUUUAGAUUUAAAGCCCCUUAAGACUGGGCUUGAACAACGACCCUUAGAGUUUGUCGCAUGUGACACAGAGAUGAGUCUGAUAAAUUCUGGUUUCUGUCUGUGUGAAACUAAACAAUUUGAACUGUCCAGUGGGUAUGUGGUGACUUUUACAGAAACACGUUGCAUUUUCACUUUAACUCUCCUUUGUCAUUUUGGUUUGUGUUUGCAUCUCAACUUUGUUUAAAAGAACACACAUCAACUCUGUGUUGAAGCUGAGAAACCUUCUAGUGCUUUCUGUCAACUGAGGUCUGUAGUAGGGAGGUUAAGCAACUUUUGACUUCGAAUGAUGAUGCAAAGGUCCCCUUUGGUAUGGAAGUACCUUAGGAUCAUACAAGUAAAUUUAUCCUAAGACACAAGUGAGAUUAUGCUUUGGCGGCCAUUUUAAAAAUGGUCAAAAGUCUAUUUUUUGGGCUUAACCUCCCUACUAUAAACUCUGGAUUUGCAACACAGUGGGUAUGGGUACGUCACUAUGGUAACUUAUGCUGAACACCUAAGAGGAUUUAGAGUAGCAAUUUUAAAGCCAUAUUACUGUUGUGUGUUCCACUGUAGGACAACAUAAUCCUAAAGCAGAAACUGAACAGAACAGUAACGCUUUAAAGUGUGCCUGCUGACCUUUUAUGACUUGCAGUAAGUUUACUUAUCGGUUUCAGUGAUGUUUUAAUAUUUGUUGUUUACCUGCACCAAAACUGCAUAACGUCAGCAGCUAAAAGAAUAAAACUAAAACUGUUUUUACACACCAUAUGAGUGAGAUUGAAUGAAGAUUGACAGUCAGAUUACUGAUUUUAUCUUCCACAUCCUCAUGAGUAGCAUGAAGGGACUACAACUGUAUUUUCAUUUUACAAUAUUUUGAAUCAGAAACCUACUUUCAGCAACUUCUACACAACAUGGGGACAGUGCUAUUUAUAAGCAUACUGAUUCUGCAUUCGGUCUGCAGGGUUUUUUAUAUGUUGUAUGGCUUUUACUGUGUAUUAUAUUUCUGAAGUCCUCACAUUGUAUAUAUAGGUUUGUUCUUGUGAGAACGAAACAUCUCUUGGCCUGUCUGCGUUUGAAAUGUUUUGUUUUUUUUUGCCAAAAAUGUAACGUUUCUUACACCAAUCAGGCAUGAUAUUAUGACCACCUGCCUAAUAUUGUGUUGGUCUCCUUUGUGCUGCUUAAACUCCUCUGACCCAGCGGCCAUGGAACCAGGACCUCUGGGGAUGUUCUGUGGCACUGGAAUGGUAGCAGUGAAUUCUGUGGGUUGCAGGGUGGGUUCUACUUAGAUCAGGCUUACUCUGGCAGAUCCCAUCGAUGCUCAAUAAGAUUUAAAUCUGGGGAGUGUUGAACCCAGCGGAAAAGUUCCCCGGGCCACUCCUGAGCAGUUUUUACAGUAUGUCUGGGUGCUUUGUCCUGCUGAGAGUGGAAACUGGCAUCAAGGACCCACAGGGGUUAAGGCUUUGAGGGGGUUGCUUGACCUGCAAUGCUUAGGUGGGUGGUACAUGUCAAACGUCCACAUGAUUGUCAGGACUCAAGGUUUCCCAGCAGAAUGUUGCAUUAGAAAAGAUGAUCAGUGUCAUUCACAUCACCUGUCAGUGGUCAGAAUCUUGUGGCUAAUCGAUGUUUGAACACACUCUAAGCUAAGUUCAGAAACCCCAGGUUGACUUACCGAGUCGAUAACCAGCUUUACCUUGCUGUAGUAAUUAGGUUUAGUAAAUCCAGUUAACGCCAAGAUAUCCUGGCUUUGUUAUGCUUGCUUCAUAGUGCAACCUUCUGGAGUCUUUUCUCUUUUGUGUGGAACACGAUGUCAUGUUUGUAUGGAUUUAGUGAUUUGCAUCAACCUCCGAUUGUUUCAGAUUUAGAAAUGGCACUAACUAAUUGUAACAGAUGAAAAUUGUGGUGUUUUAUAAGGUGCUUUAGAAAUAAACUUUCUGGUAUUGGAAAGAAAAAAAAAGCUUGACACCAAGAACAUUUUUUCACUUCUGCUUAUUCAAACUGAUUAAAGGAUUCGUGAAACUGCAAGUACCUUCAACUUCAGUGGUGUAGUAGUAGUGUUUAUUAUUACUAUCGAGUCACAAAAAUCAAAGAUUCUUAGCAAUCUGAGACUCACAUGACUCAGUGUGUGAACAGUUGUCAAACUACCUGGGGAACAAUGUCAGGACUUCAUUUUAUGUGGCUGAUAGGUGGUUGUAGAGCCCCUCCCUGAGCCAUGUGAGCAGAGGGUGAGGAUAAAUACCUAGAACACCCCACAAGUCAAUUAAAACUGAGAAAGCUUCAAUGUGAUAUGAAAUGUCUUCAAGAACUGAAAAGAAAUUCAGUUUCCUUCAACUGGGAAAGGAUUACCAUGACUACAGAGAAUCCACACAGACAUAAAGGAGUUAAUCUUUUGGAAAAAUCUAAUAUUUUGAUUAUUCAGUCACAUUUAUAUGAAAAAAGCCACAUUUCCCCUGAAACCACAUCAUCAGUAAUUAAUUUCUGGUCCACAGUCUGGUCUACAACCACCAGUUUAUCAGCAAGUUUAGUGUAACAUCAGCAGAGAAUAAAAGGCACAUUUCAAAUUCCCUCUACUGGUGGGUUAAAGUGAAUUUAUUUUAUUUUUAACUUUGCAUACUUACAGUCUAACUAGACAUCAAAUUUUGUAUGAACAUUAUAAAUUAAAGCCAUAAACUAAAUGUGGUUCAACUACAGAGUCCAGUGUUUGCCUGUAUAAUACGAUAAAGUAGAAAUAUGUUUAACAUAAAAUAGUUUUCAAAUAUGUUUCCAUUACAUGGAAUAUUUCUGAGGACAGUCAUGUCGUGCUAAGAUUACUUGAGUAAAUGUACUCAGUUACUUUCCAAAUUCCUCUAAUUCUAGUUGUUCAAUAUGGAAGUGAGCCAUUCUGACAUUUGAUUUUUAAGAAAAACUCUUGUCAUGUUGAUAUAUAUCGCUUAUUCACAAAAAAGGAGAGAAAGUUGUUGCACUUCUGCCCACAGAUGUGUCAGGACUUGAUUUUCCAUUCAUGUGAGUUCUCAUGUAGACAGCGGAAGUAUCAUUUCAACUGAAAUCUUUUCCAGACAUUCACAUGGUUGCGGUUUCUCACCAGUACGGACUGCUGUGUGCUUUAAAGGGAUGACGAUGCAGCAAAUCUUUUACCGCUCAUGUUAUAGUGGUGAGGUCUCUCACCUGUGUGCUUUGUCAUGUGACUUCUAGCACUGCCUUGAGACUAAAUCCUCCUUCAGAAGUGUUACAGGAGUAAAGCUUCUCAUGUAGACAGCUAAAUUAUUCUUUAAAGUGAAUUUCUUGCCACAUAUUUUGCAAGAACACAGCUUCUCACUUGUGUGGACUGCCACAUGCUUUAUAAAUGCUGACAAGUCAGUAAAUGUUUUCCCACAGGUGUUAUAAAGGUAAGGUUUCUCACCUGUGUGGGUUCUUAUGAGAUGUUUCAGCUGAGAGCUGAAAACUUUUCCCACAUUUCACAUGAAUAUAGCUUUUCAUUUAUGUUAGUUCUUAUGUGACUAUUCACUGCUGAUACGUCUGUAAAUUUUUUGCCACAGGUGCUGCACAGGAAAGGCUUCUCACCUGUGUGGAUUCUGAUGUUUUUUCAUUUGCGAGUCUUCCUUAAAGGCUUUUCUACAGACAUCACAUUUUACAGAUUUUUUCCCUGUUGUUAGCGUCACAAUGACUCUCAGACAAGAAACUGUUUUCUAUCAGUUCUAUAUACACUGUACGUUGUCUGCAACGUUAUUGGUGGUUUCCAGAUGUUAUCCAGCAGUUUGUGCUGACGAUCGAUCUCGUCCUCAUACUGGACAUUUUUUUCAAACUCUGAACAUUUCUUCAGCAGCAACAGUUAGUUGCUCAUUGAUCAACUUUCUCAGAUUCUGAACUGAGCACAACUACUGAAACACUGAUCUGAUACGACAAAACAACCGUCCUUCAGCUCAGUGCACACAUCAGUAAGGCUCACACUGUGAGGUUCCGACAGAUUAGGACAGUUAGCUCCAUCAUGUACAUCUUUCUGUUUUUUUUCUGUUAGAAAACACUUUGUUUAGAUCCUCAGAUACAGUUUAUAGUGGGGAUAAUAAUUCUGCAUUCCUUAUUGAGGCAAAUUUUCUGUAAGUGUUGGAUUAUGGUGUUAUUUUAUACAUAUAUUCUAAACAGUAGCCGGACUCAUCAACAGGACCGCUGAAGCUGCCUCUCUCCUCCCACAAUAAACUCGAUGCAUUACAUUAAUGCUUUUAAUAGAGACUAUUAUUAUUAUGAUACGUUACCAUUCAAAAGUUUGGGGUCACUUAGAAAUGUUCUUAUUUUUAAAGAAAAAAUUGUUUUGUUCCCAAUGAAGAUAACAUUAAAUAAAUGAUAAAUCCAGUGUAGACAUUGUUAAUGUAGUAAAUGACUGUUCUAUCUGGAAAUGGAUGAUUUUUAAUGGAAUAUCUCCAUAGGGGUACAGAGGAACAUUUCCAGCACCCAUCACUCCUGUGUUCUAAUGCUACAUUGUGUUAAUUAAUGGUGUUGAAAGGCUGAUUGAUGAUUAGAAAACAUUUGCGCAGUUAUGUUAGCACAUGAAUAAAAGUGGGAGUUUUCAAAAAAAAAAACUUCUGAAUGGUAGUGCGUGUCAGUUUUUUUUACACAAUACACUCUGUACAAAUUCUCAAUUGAAUUAUUUGCACAUUUGUGUACACUGUAUAUAUUUCUAAUCAUUUCUGUUAUCUGAACCUCCUUGGAUUUGCUAUAUUUGCUUUGUAUUUGUCUAAUGACAUUCACUGACUAUUAACUCUGCUGUCUUUUUAUAGAUUCUGACACCUUAGCUACCACCUUUUAGCCUUGGACUAUCAUUUUGCAGAGAUUUAGCACAGAUAUCUAAUUUAAAAAUGUCCUUAGCUAGCCUUUGUUUGUCAGCUUCUUACAUUUUAUUGAAACAUUAAUAGACACAUUCUUGCUGGCAAAUUUCUUUGAGUAAAGAAACUUUAUUUAUAUAGCACCUUUAACAUAAGAUAAAAAUUAUUUGAGCUACUAAAAUGGGUGACUACAGAAGUAAUUGACUAUUGAUAUAUAGUAAAUAUGUGAAUAAAUGACACCCCUUAAGUUUUCAAA
Molecule: messenger RNA, 6558 nt
Organism: Acanthochromis polyacanthus (spiny chromis)
Lineage: Eukaryota; Metazoa; Chordata; Actinopteri; Pomacentridae
Product: zinc finger protein 184-like
Exons: 2
Coding region: 67-1437 (456 amino acids)
Cellular component (GO): nucleus
Source: RefSeq, a predicted model, not a curated record